This is a messenger RNA of Sugiyamaella lignohabitans, 1218 nucleotides long. It is a transcript of the gene BAT2, whose product is annotated as branched-chain-amino-acid transaminase BAT2. Gene Ontology annotation, cellular component: mitochondrion. The transcript has a single exon. The record is from RefSeq and is a predicted model, not a curated record. NCBI's taxonomy places the organism in Eukaryota, Fungi, Ascomycota, Dipodascomycetes, Dipodascales, Trichomonascaceae. Gene Ontology annotation, biological process: L-leucine biosynthetic process; L-valine biosynthetic process. Gene Ontology annotation, molecular function: branched-chain-amino-acid:2-oxoglutarate transaminase activity. Bases 1 to 1218 code for a protein of 405 amino acids.
AUGUCUUUAAGAUUGUUGUCACGACAAAAGAAAUUAGCUCCUGGGCAUUUAUUUCUCAGGACAAGAACGUCGCAGAAUUACUUUUCGACUUCGCGAUUGUCAUGGGCUGCUGCUCAAUUGGAUGCUAGUAGAUUGAAUGUUCAAAAAGUGAGCAAAGCUAAGGACCUCCCUCCACCUGAACAACUUGUGUUUGGAAAGUCAUUCACUGAUCACAUCCUGUCAAUUGAGUGGGAUGCUGAGUCGGGCUGGGCUGCCCCUCAAAUCAAACCUUACGGACCACUGGCUUUGGAUCCAGCAGCUGUUGUUUUUCAUUAUGCAUUCGAGUGUUUUGAGGGAAUGAAGGCUUUCAAGGAUAUCGACGGUGAUAUUAGACUGUUUCGUCCUGACCGUAAUAUGGCCAGACUGAAUAGUUCAAGUGAGAGGAUUUGUUUGCCUACCUUUGACAGUGAGGAGAUGAUUAAAUUACUCAAGGAGUACGUUAAACUAGAAAAGAAUUUGAUUCCUGACAAGAAAGGAUACUCUUUAUACCUUCGACCCACCAUGAUUGGUAUUGAUGCUGGUUUAGGCGUUGGAACCCCUAAGAAAGCCCUUUUGUAUGUUAUUGCUUCCCCUGUUGGCCCUUACUACCCUACUGGUUUCAAAGCUGUUCGUUUGGAGGCUACCGAUUACGCUGUUCGCGCUUGGCCCGGCGGUGUUGGUAAUAAAAAGCUUGGCGCCAACUACGCACCUUGUAUUCUUCCUCAGCAGCAAGCAGCUUCUCGCGGCUUCCAACAAAAUCUUUGGCUGUUUGGACCAGAAGGUAACAUCACCGAGGUGGGUACAAUGAACGCAUUCUUUGUUUUUAAGGACUCAACUACUGGAAAGAAGGAACUAGCUACUGCACCCCUUGAUGGAACUAUUCUUGAAGGUGUCACUCGUGACUCAAUUUUGGAGCUUGCCCGUGAAAGACUAAACCCUAAUGAAUGGAAGAUUUCUGAACGCUAUUGCACUAUUCAUGAGGUCGCCGAAGCUGCUAAGAAAGGUGAAUUAGUGGAGGCUUUUGGCGCAGGAACUGCUGCUAUUGUUAGCCCUAUCAAGGAAAUCAGUUACCAUAACGAGCCUAUCUAUGUUCCCCUCCAGGAGGGCAAGGAAACCGGUCAACUUACUGAGACUGUGGCCAACUGGAUCUCUGAAAUCCAGUAUGGUAUUAUAGACCACCCAUACUGCCAAAAGAUUUAG